Molecule: messenger RNA, 1628 nt
Organism: Nicotiana tabacum (common tobacco)
Lineage: Eukaryota; Viridiplantae; Streptophyta; Magnoliopsida; Solanales; Solanaceae
Source: RefSeq, a predicted model, not a curated record
UCCCCCCAUAAAAAAAUCCGGUGACCACUGGAUCGCCACCAACCGCUGCCAUAACACAUGCUUCGGAACCUCCGAACGCGGCGGCGUCCGCUUUACGGCGCUCACAUUUGCGCCUUAGCCGCCGCGAUUCUCCUCCUGCUUUCGGUUUCGCUCCUCUACAGUCGCCUCAACUUCUUCCUCCAACCUAACAAUCACCACCCGCACCCCCUCUCAUACGACACCAUUUCACUGAACAAUCCUCUCGUCGACGAUUUAGCCGACGCUGAUUACCGCUCAUCUGACGACCGCAUCGACGAGCUCGACGUUGCUGACAAUAGCAACAACAAUAACGAUGAUGAGCUCCUCUUAUCCAACGAAUCCGAAGAGGACGACGAAGAACUCAUCAACCAGUAUCCUAGGGUUUCCUCUACGUAUUUCUACGACCAGAGGCACGGAGUUGUACGGAGAGCGUUUAACAAACGAUCGAUUGAGGAAUGGGAGGAUUACGUUAAUUUCGAAUCGAGGAUGAAGGUAGGAUUAGGGUUUAAGAGUGAUGAAUCUAAGGCCGCGUUUGGAUCUGAUGAUUUUCCAGUGGAUGUGCAAAUGAGAAUGAAAUUGAGUGAGAUUAAGAGUGUUGAAGAUGCUUUGUUACUAAAAGGAUCACCUUUGAGGGAAGGGUGGGGUGAGUGGUUUGAAAAGAAGAGUGAUUUUUUGAGGCGGGAUCGGAUGUUCAAGUCGAAUUUGGAGGCGUUAAAAUACAAGUAUUCCGUGGCAAAAGUAUAUAAAGGAUGUAAGGUAUAUUCUCUUCUGUCUACCAUAGGGCCAAGAUUCACUUUCUUGUACGUCUUUUGCAGUCCUUUUAUAAUGGAGUGUUUGAAGGAGUUUUAUGCCUCUUAUGACGACGCACAAUUGAGGUGGAAUGGAGCUGAUCUUCUGACAAGAGUUGCUAGUAACUUUUCUGGCAAUGAUAAUCUCUCCGAUAGAACGAUGGAGGUCAAGUUUCAACCCUCUUUUCUUAUCUUCCCUAUCGGUCAUAAUAAUAUUACCAGAUAUUUCUCAGCACCAGCAACGGAGAGUGAGAAAGCUGAACAAGAUAUGCUAUUUAAAACUAUCCUCAAAGAAGCAGUCACAUUUCACUUUUGGAAUGGCUUAACUUCAGCUAUGGUUCCAGAGCCUGAGAGCCUUGCAUACCAGAUCAUUAAUUACAAUUGCCUACAUUGCUCUGAAGAAUUGUGAAUCACUUGCAAAACCAUUAAAGCAGAUAGAUGGCCUUAUAAAACAUUUUAGUUUCAUGCCAUUAGAUACCUCACAGCUUUUAAAGAGAUUCGAAAGAGUGUCAGUUAUGAAGAUGUACAUUCGAAACAUGUUGUUUUCCAUGAAGAAAGGCCAAAUAAACAUGAAUCUAUAGUUGGUUGAAGGCUUCUGGACCUCGUGUUGUUAGUCUAUUAGUUGGUGUAGAUUCUCUCAAAGGAGGAUUAAGAGAUCCCACUUUUUAUAGCUGAGAUCUUUUUGUAUAUUUGUUUCCCUUUGAUUUUUGUAGUUCUCACUUCAUCGAUGAUUCUCUUAGUUUAAUCCAAUGUUUUGUACAACUAUUUGUAGCCAUUGACAACACAACAAUCAUAUAUUUUUGUGAUGUUUCUUUUAAAUUA